AUUAAGACAUCGGUCUUAAACACAUCCACCAGCCAAAUGACCAUUAAUCUUAAAGGCUAUUCAAAAAACAAAAGUGGACCAUUUAAUUUGAAAGCGACAUUCACAGCGGUGUAACAGCCUCAGCGCUGUUUAAGAAUUAAUUGACAAAUAAAAAGAAAUCAGAUGGCCCCUAACUUGUUCCCUCGUUCCGUUUCCCUGACCUGUUUCAAAUCUAAUUUCAUUUAAGUUGAAUACCGUCCGACUGGGGGUGUUUCCAUGUUAAAGCCAGUGUUAAACCAAAUUUAUUCAUUUCACCUCCAAGAUAUAGCUAGACAGCUGUUUUGGUACCCACGAUGCAGAUGCCCUGGCCAUGCAAAUGUCCUGCUCGCAGUCCGUAAUGGAAACUCUUUUGUUGGAUUUGCUGGAGUCACAAAAUGAGACGUAGGAAGGUUCCCUUUCAUCUUCUUUUAAGGUUUCACCGGUGAUGCGACGUUUUGCCGAGAUCUGGAUGGAGAAAAUGUCUGACCAAUUAUCCCAACUCUUUGCCGACGUGUGAAUGGAAAGAUGAACGAGAUACACAAGUUUAAUAUGAAACUUUGUUAUUCGCCUGACGAAAUAACAGCCACCAAGGGAGAUCUCAUGGAAUUUCGGCGAUAUAUAAAUACCGACGAUUGCGAAGCUAAUCAGAUCCAAACCCAUCGGCAAGUCGGCGACAGAUAUACCGUAGGUGUCGAUUCACCGCGGUUAUUUUUCUUCACUCAAUUCACAACUCAACUCUAGAGAAGACCAUAAGAAACCUUUGGAAUGAACACGGUUGUCGAAUUCUGCUAGAGCGAAGGGAUUGCGGCCCAUUCAGACCUGACGUGAUUGUUGAAAGGGUUUGAUGGUCGCGAGGUGGAAAAGGCUGCUUAUCCAGUUAUCUUAUUGUUACCUGCACCCAUGAGUUCGAAUUUCAUCCGCAUCGGCACUAUCUCGAUUUUAGUUUUUUAAAGUAAUUUUUUUAUUUAAUUCCUAAAUUUUAUUUUCGUGUUCGACUCUCAUUCCCCCAGGUCUCUUGUGAUCUAAGAAUCGAUGAUGUUGGGAUAAAUGGGAUACCUUCUAUCAAGUAGUGGACACGUACGUUACGGACCCCUUACAUCAUAAGUCUACCCACAUGAGUACGAAGACAUGAGGACCAGGUAUCUGCCGUCACUAAAUAAAUAGCGAGGCUGUUGUCUCUGAUUUUCUAAGUUGUCGUUUCUUACGCACUCGCCGCGGAGACCCAAUCAGCCAAGCAACGAUCGUCCAGCAAGGGUUCGUCGGAUAACCGAUUGACAAGCCGCAACUUUGCCGACAUUUUAAAACCGGAAAUGGUUAUUCGAUCGCUUCCAUCCAACGGCAAAACGUGUUUGGACCGAUUUUCAAUGGAGGCCAACGGGACCGUUCGUCCAACCAUUAAUAACUCCAGCAACGGGCAAAGGCAGUGCAGCUUUUUCAUUAACGCACCCGCCAAUAAACUCAUCCGGAUGAACUGCUCGGUCGUCAGUCUUAAAAGUCCGGGCGCCGGAUUAGUUAUUUACGGAGGCUCCGAAAUCAACGUCAAUCCGCCCGCCGUCAAUCAAAUUUACACUUCCAGGAGCGACAGCAUGUUCCUGUUUUUCAGGGUCGACAACACGGACUGGUUCGACUGCAAAUGGGAAACGAUUCCCGUGCCGAAAACAACUGAAUAUCAACUCUGUCGGGAUGGAUCGUCCACCGCACCUAACGGGACCAUUAAGCGAUCAGCGGAAGAUAACAGCACAGAGCCGAGAAUGUGCAUGUUUGCCAUUACCGUUUCGUCUGACCGACGAAUUCAGUUUAUUUGCUCCAACAUUAGCCUCAACAGUCCUGGGAGUUAUUUACAACUGGUCGGUGUGUAUGAUUUUGACGAGAAUCCGCCCAUUGAAAACAAAAUUUAUUUGUCAAAUGGAACGAGCAUCCAACUGUAUUCGCAAUUCAGUCACGGAGAUGGGUUCGAUUGCAGGUGGACGUCAACAUCCCGCUCUACUCCAAUGACGACGACAUCAGCCACCUCAUUUUCUGCUACACCGACUUUGUCGGGAAAGACUUCUUCGUCAACAGCAACCGCAUUGGUGGGACUCAAAGAAACGUCAAAAAUUCCUUCGACAACUUCGGCGACCAUUCCAACAACAAAAGGAACGACAAGCGCUGGGCAAACAACAUCCACUGCAACAACAAGGGCGACAAUUCGUUCAAUUCAAUUGCCAGCUAAUCCGACUUGUGCGACUUUUGAUCCAGCGUGCGGAUUGGUCUGUGGCCCAUUGACGUCAACGGGAGGUGUUGUACAGAGUCUCAAUUUUUCCGCCGACUACGUGGGUUCAUCUGAUUGCAUCGCCAUUAUUGCUGUCUCACCAGGAAGGGGAAUCCAAUUGACGUUCACCGACCUCAAUUUGGCACCUGGCGAUUACGUUUCUGUUUCCGAUGCACAAGGUGACAUAAUAAUGCGCAGUACGUUUGGAAACCAAAUUAAGACGACGGUCUUAAACUCAUCCACCAGCCAAAUGACCAUUAAUCUUAAAGGCUAUUCAAAAAAUAAAAGUGGACCAUUUAAUUUGAAAGCGACAUUCACAGCGGUGUAACAGCCUCAGCGCUGUUUAUUAUUAAUUUGCAAAUAAAAAAUCCAAUUAGCCCCU
Molecule: messenger RNA, 2651 nt
Organism: Daphnia pulicaria
Lineage: Eukaryota; Metazoa; Arthropoda; Branchiopoda; Diplostraca; Daphniidae
Product: mucin-5AC-like
Exons: 13
Coding region: 1329-2597 (422 amino acids)
Source: RefSeq, a predicted model, not a curated record